AUGGAUAGAAGGAGAGAAUCAUGGGAAGAAGAUGGAAAACAAGAUGAGAAUUUGUUUCCAGUGUUUUCUGAAAGGUCACAGCAAGAUAUGUCAGCCAUAGUUUCUGCACUGACUCAAGUCAUGGGAGGCAACAACAACAGUGAACUUGAAGAAGCUUCCUCAAUCCAUAUUAAUGAACAAUCUCAACCACCAGAACAAGAUCAAGGGAGUGAAAGAAAAAGGCACUAUAGAGGAGUGAGGCAGAGGCCAUGGGGAAAAUGGGCUGCAGAGAUUCGCGAUCCGAAGAAGGCGGCAAGAGUGUGGCUUGGAACCUUUGAAACUGCUGAGGCUGCAGCUGUUGCUUAUGAUGAAGCUGCACUUAGAUUCAAAGGAAGCAAAGCUAAGCUCAAUUUUCCUGAAAGAGUUCAAAGUUCGGCAGAAUUUGGAUUUAACCAAGAGUUUCAUCAUUUUAUGUCAUCCACAAAUAACCAGCAACAGUCUAACUCAGUUCCUCUUCAACAAUUUUCUCAAGAAGCAUAUUCAAAUCCUUAUCAAUAUGCUGCUGCACAAGCACAACUUCAAGGCGGUGGUGGUGGUAGUGGUAACUUCAAUCAGGAUAUACUUCGUUAUUAUGGGAGAGACAUGUUUGUUUCUAAUCCUCAGAACUUAUCAUCUUCGUCUUCGUCUUCGUCCUCAUCUUCUGGAUUAUCUCAGCAGCAACAAGAGUUUCUGAGAUUGUCUAUGCAAUUUGGAGGUUCUUCUUCUGCUUCUCAGCCUCCAAGGAAUUGGAGGGAUGACAUGGAUGGGAGACACUAA
Messenger RNA from Vicia faba (fava bean), 795 nucleotides. Lineage: Eukaryota; Viridiplantae; Streptophyta; Magnoliopsida; Fabales; Fabaceae. The record is from the annotation of a GenBank genome assembly.